AUGUCAUCUAAUCCAUUGGAAAAAUAUGAAAGAUUACUUACAAAGGAGCCACAAAUCAAUGACAAAUAUGUGAUUAUUGAUAUUAAAUGGUUAGAGCAGUGGAAACGUUUUGUUGGUAUCGAAAAGUCAGAUGAGGAAAAAGUCACUAAACCAGGUCCAAUAGACUUUACAAAAUUAAUGGAUCUAACAACAGCCAAUAGUUCAAAUGAAAUACAACUUCGUUCAGAUGCUAUCGAAGGAAAUGAUUAUACCUUCAUCCCAUAUGAAUUCUAUCAAGACUUAGUAGAAACAUAUAAAAAAAUCGGUCCCGAAAUCAUUCGUAAAGCAAUUCCGCAAGAUCAAAAUCAAGUUGUAAUUGAAACAUUUCUCGUACCAUUAAGACUUCGUGAAUCAAGAUGUUUGAAUGCAAGAACAAAACAAAUCUAUCGUAGUCGUCGAACUAAAAUACAAGAAAUAAAAAACGAUAUUUGUAAUGAACAUCGUAUUACACCAAGUUCAAGUCAUCAUUUAUAUUCAUCAGUGGAUGAAAAUGGUUUGAAUUGGAAACUCAUUGAUGAACAAUCAGACUUAACCCUGGAUGAUAUUGGUUUAACAAAAAAUGUAUUUGUUACAUAUGAACCCAGAUCAUUAGCAGAACAUAAUGCUUCGUCAUCUACUACAUCAAAAAUACAUUACAUUCCCACACUUUGUGGUUUAUCAAGUUUGGGUAAAACUAGUUUCAUGAAUUCAGCUAUACAAUGUCUAUCCAAUGUUCCAGCAUUAACAGAAUAUUUUCUUCGUAAUGAAUAUCAAGAUCAUGUAAAUCGUGAGAAUUCGUUAGGUAUGAAGGGUGAAGUUGCUUUAGCAUAUGGUGAAUUAAUACAUAAAAUGUGGUCCGGUAAAACAAAUUGUUCUGCACCACGAUUUUUAAGAAGAAGUGUUGCACAUUAUGCACAAAAAUGUCGUAGUUUUUCACAAAAAGAUCCACAAAAUUUUAUAUCAUUUCUACUUGAUAUUUUACAUGAAGAUUUAAAUCUUUUCAAAGAAAAACCAAAUAUAGAAAAAACAGAUGAUGAUGAUGAAACCGUUGAUGAUUCAACAUUAGCUGCUGAACAAUGGGAUUAUUAUCGAAAAGGAAAUCGAUCAAAAAUUCAUGAUUUGUUUGAUGGACAAAUCAAAUCAGUUAUGCAAUGUCUCGAAUGUAAAACAUCAAAACGUGUCUUUGAACCGAUACGUACAUUUGGUUUACCAUUAUCAAAAAAAUUAGAAACACGAACAUUUAAAAUCAUGUAUGUUCGUUUAAAUGGACAAAUUAAAUCUUAUGAUAUUAAAUCUGAUAAACAUGGUAGUAUGCGUAAUUUAAUUCAAGAUUUUUGUGAUCGUUUUCAACCAAAAGAGAAAAAUAUUUGUGAGAAAGAAUCUGAGGAAACUAAGUUUGUAUCAGAAUUCAGUGAAACUAAUCAAGAUGAAGAAAAAGAAGAAGAAGAAGAUUUUACAGAAGUAUCGGAUUAUGAUGGACAUCAACCUAAAUCAGAUCAUAUUUUAGCUGUUGAACUUCACAAUCAUCGAGUUCAUUUACAAUAUGCAGAUAAUAAUUCGUUAAGAAAUAUACUUGAAAGAGAUCAAAUUUUUUUUUAUGAAAUACCUGUUUCAUUAAUAAAAGAAAAUAACGAUAAAAUAUUGAUGCCAUGUGUAUUUCAAGAAGAUGAUCAAAAUCAUCAAAAAUUUGGUAUCCCUUUUUAUCUUAAUAUACCAAGACAUAACUGUAAAGGAAGUGACAUAAAAGAAGAAUUGCAGAAAUCAAUCAGUAUUUUUCUUCCAUUACCUUCAAUGGAUUUAUCGGAUAAACCAUUUUAUACGGCUUCGUUGGCAAUCACUCAAAGUUAUAAACAAACAAUCAAAUCAUUAGAAUCGUGUCUUGAUGAUCAUAUUAAUUUUACUGGUAACAGUACAACACUUAUUAUCGAUGUUGUAUCAUCGAUUGCUGAAAAAUACAAAAAUAGAGAAGAAGAAAGAAAAAGUUCAGAAAAAGAUCAUGUUUCAUCAAUUGUUUCUUCUAUUCAAACAUGUAUGCAACAAAAACGAUCAGCUACAUUGUUCGAUUGGUUUCAUUAUUUUACAAAAAAGAAAGUAUUACCUAAAAAUGAUCUAUGGAAAUGUCCACAAUGUAAUGCACUGAAAAAGGCUACACAAAAAAUUGAUUUAUGGCUCUUACCUAAAGUUUUAAUUAUCAAAUUAAAACAUCAUAAUUAUACUAGUUAUUUUCGUGAUAACAUUGAUUUAUUGAUUGAUUGUCCAAUACAUGAUUUAGAUUUAUCACAAUUUGUUCUAAAUCCAGAUGAAAAAUUAAAAGCGAAAUACAAUUUAAUUGCUGUUUGUAAUGAUAUGAACAGUUUAAGUAGUGGACAUUAUACUACACAUGCAAAAAGUUCUAUUGACAAAAAAUGGCAUACGUUUGAUGAUUCAAAAAUAUCAGAUGUUAAUGAAAAUGAUGUUAUCAGUAAAGCAGCUUGUAUACUUGUUUAUCAACAACAACAACAAUCAUGA
Rotaria sp. Silwood1 is the source of this 2526-nucleotide messenger RNA. The record is from the annotation of a GenBank genome assembly. Lineage: Eukaryota; Metazoa; Rotifera; Eurotatoria; Philodinida; Philodinidae.